Messenger RNA from Mycena citricolor, 499 nucleotides. NCBI's taxonomy places the organism in Eukaryota, Fungi, Basidiomycota, Agaricomycetes, Agaricales, Mycenaceae. The record is from the annotation of a GenBank genome assembly.
UCACUGAUCGUGCACCAUCGAUUGGGUAUAUAAAGGACAUGCAAUCACCGCAUACAGUUAUCUACUGCUCUCUUUCCCACCACCACUUACUUCACAAACACAUUAUUCCUCAUGGGUUGGUUCGAUCAGCACGAAGACUCCUACGCUCAGGUCGAGAACGCCCCCCACGAGGCCUCCUUCUCCCACGAGCUGAUCGCCGGUGCUGCUGCUUUCGAGGCGGCCAAGGCGUACGAGAAGCACUGCGCUGAGAAUGGCAAGCCGGAUAGCCACGCGACGGCCAAGGAGCUCAUCGCUGGCUUCGCUGGUGCUUUCAUCGACCGCCAGGUCGAGACUAGAGGCCUUGACUACAUCGACAAGGAGCGUGCAAAGCGUGAGGCGGAGAGACAUGUCGAAGAGUCGUUCACCGAGGAUGUCUACGUCGACACUUACUAAGCAGCGAAGGAUCUUGUGUACCUAUGUACCACAUAUCUGGAAAAUGUAUAACACUUUUGGAUGAAAG